This is a messenger RNA of Vitrella brassicaformis, 1438 nucleotides long. Lineage: Eukaryota; Vitrellaceae. The record is from the annotation of a GenBank genome assembly.
CACACACACACACACACACAAACCCAACGAGCAGCCAGAUGAAGGAAAGAGCAAAAGUCUCUGUUAUCAUGUCCAUCAACCCCACACCCACUAGCCAUAGAUAGACACGCUCUUGUAGGGGCGGCUCAUCCGCUGCUCGACGAAGUCAGGAUAAGGCGACACAGACACCGAUGGCCCCUCCCUCCUCCUCCAGGGAACAGGGAACGGCUGCACAGCUUUGUCCGAAUCAGCACUCACCGGCCUCUUCUCAUUCACAUCAACAGGGCGAGACAGAGGCGGCAGCACACUCGACUGAGACCGCUUCAUGCUCCUGGUCCGCAGCACAAACGCCGACAUGGCCUCGCCCAUCUUGUCGAUCACCUCUGGACAGGAAGGGCAACGCAGUCGCACACCAAUCACCGGGCGAGAGGAUGAGGGAUGUCCCCUUUUCAGUCUGUCUGGGCUGACGAAGACGAUGAAUGUGCGCGGGAAGACUCUCAGGAACUGGGCGAGGGUGAGGCUGAAGGCGGUCCACACGCCCCUGCUCCUCACGCACUGGCGAUAGAGCGAGAGCAAGGCACGGACAGUGUGCGUUUGGGGAUAGGACCUGCAACGGCCACGAAAUGGCACGUAUCGUAUGUCAUCUGUUUGGCCUGUGUCUGUCUGUAUGCAUGCUCAUACCUGAGUAGGUGAACAAGGUCUCUCGCUUCCCCAUAGAAGAUCUCCCACAAUCCCCGCGAGAAGCGACACCUCACCACCGGCGGUACGCCAUCCGCAUCCCUCUCGGCCACCCCCUCACCACUGCUUACCAGCCGGCUCUCUCCAGGGAGGGCCUUAAAGCUGUACCCACGCAACGUCUUCGUCGUUUCCUUCUUCUCUCGAGGGGUGGCGGACGGUGGUCUGGAGGGGCGGCGAGAGGAAGGCGGCCGGCUGGCUGUGCCGGGGCGGCUCAUCCGUCUGUCGCGGAAGUACUUCUGCUGGUCUUCAAGUGGGGGAAGAGACAUGUCAGCUGCUGGUUGGCCCUUUUGGUCCUUCAGUGCAGCGGCGAGAGUGAGCACCGUCCGGCCUUCGUGGGUGGUGGUGGGCGGCCCCCUGUGUCUGCUCCUCUUCCCCUGCCUGUCCCGCGUGUGCACCUCCAGCUCGACCGUGUCCUGCAUGGUUGACCAAGAACAAAUGCAGCUGCAUUGCAUUCAAUUUGUUGUUGAUGACAUUGCAAGGCAAACAUACCUCAUCGACGACGGUGAAGCCCUUGAGAAGACUGUAGGUGCACCUCGGGUGGUCGUUGGCCGAGUAGAAAGUGGAGCGAUUGUACGCCGCUUCGCGGAGGGCCUUGGAAGAAUGAAGCGAAGGGGCUGACAGUGUCUUGGGCAAUGCCAUGAUGUGUGGAAUCGAAACGUUGCCGUACUGAGUGUUGACCCAUGCCCCCUGUGACAUAGGAGGGGGAGGGAGGGGAACAGGG